AUGGCCGACUGCUCAAACUCAUCGUCAAAUGGAAGUGCGAAUGUAUUCAAUGAUGAAGAUAUCAUUCCUGGCACUCCAGAUAUAUUACUGAAUGAAAGUAGAAGGAGAAAAAUGUCAAAUGGAAGGAGUUUUCUAUCUUCAUCUAGACUCUUACAGCACUUGGGAAAGCCAUUAGACGAAGCUGAAGGUGAGACUAGAAGAAAGAAACUAUAUUCAAAGUUCAACAAACCGAAAUCUAUGGAAAACCGUCUUAAAGAAAUUAAGCAGAGAAACCAAAAGAGCAAAGACUUCAAACUAGAAACAGCCAACUUGGCUUUGCUAAUAAAGGCGAACGGCAAUUACGGCGACGACAUUCUUAAUAACUAUAAUAUAAAUCACGAUGCCAAGGAUGGCGAUGAUGACGAUAAAAAUGAUGGCAGUGAUGAUGAUGAUAGUAUGUCAAAGGAUGAUGGUGUCGAUUAUAGUGGCCGUGAUAUCGUCGUCGGUUGUGAUAACGAUGCCAAUGAUGAUGAUGAUGAUGAUGUUGUCAAUCCUGAUGAUGAUCCUGUAUGCUACAAGUACGGAAGACAUCGUGUCAUCUCUGUUGAAAGUAGUAAAGAAUGUUUGGCGUUGGAUUUGAAAUGCUUCAAGACUGGCUCACUGAGGAAAGCAUUGCUAUAUGGAUUUUGGACGGAUACGAGAGUAAAGGCGGGAAAUUGCGUGAACGUGAUUGGUCGUUUCGAUGAAAACUCCGAAUGUAGAAUCACGGAUCAGGAAAACUUUAUAGUCGUCAGUCCGGAUAUCCUGGUUUCUGGGACCAGUGUGACGUCAGCUGUCACGUGCCUGAGGAAAAUGGUGCUCAGUGACAAGUUCAAGCACACGAACACAGGAAAGUUGCCAAGCAUGCUCCACGGGACUAUAAGCAACUACCACAACAACAACACAACAACAACGCCAGACAUACGGACCAUAGCUGAAGAAAUUAUAAGCAGGCGAGAUCACAUGAUAGAGAUGUUCGCCUUGGGGGUCCAGUUAGGAGAAGCAGUUGCACAUUACUAA
Messenger RNA from Helobdella robusta, 1038 nucleotides. RefSeq lists its product as hypothetical. NCBI's taxonomy places the organism in Eukaryota, Metazoa, Annelida, Clitellata, Rhynchobdellida, Glossiphoniidae. The record is from RefSeq and is a predicted model, not a curated record. Bases 1 to 1038 code for a protein of 345 amino acids. The transcript has 9 exons.